GGGAGGUGCGGGAAAGUAUGUAGUCUUGUGUGUGGCGGUAUGAGUAAAAUGGACUGAAACACGUGGUUUUCGUAGUGAAGUUUUGCUAUGAAGCUCUGAAGGAAAGUUUUUAUUUUGCUUCCUCAUACUACAGUGGUGGCUGAUUCUGGAGAACACAAGAUAACGCCGUUAAUUGCAAUUAACUGACGGUAGAAGAUUGUUUCAUUUGGGCCGAAAGUUCAUGGGAUACUCACGACCAAUUUAUAUGUAAGAAGAACACAUAACACACGGUUAGAACUGGAGACUGCAUGGGCUAAAGAAUUUUUGAAUAAGUUACAGCUCAAGAGUGUGAAGAAAAGAGUGUGUGUGGAUACUUCCAGUUGUGACUCAGAACAUGGUAUUUUAUUAUUAUGAAUAUGUAUAUUAUGUUGAGCCCUGGCCAUUCUCUGAGACUAUGUCCAAAUUGGUACUGAAUUCAAGUUUCACUGCUUUCGUGAGAAGACUUCCCAGAGUAAAAUAUUUCCACACAGAUACAAAACAUCUUUCAAGCCAGUCACCACAAAAUCGUCGUACGUAUGUGAAAUAUGGUACACUGGUGUUUGCAACAGGCCUAGGCACAGUAUACUAUUACCAGCUGACAGAUCAUGAGAAGCGAAAGCUCCGAGUCACUUUGAGUGGCAUUGGCCGAUUUUUCAGGUCUUUGAGAACAGGGCUAACAAUAUCAGCAGAUUACUGGUGGUCUCUUUGGGGUCUGGAAGAGGGAACUAAAGAGUAUGAGGACGCUGUUCAUCCGUUACACCAGCGCGCUGCUGACAGGAUUCUAGACGCCUGUCUGAGGAAUGGGGGUCUGUACAUAAAGCUGGGUCAAGGACUCGUGUGUCUCAAUCACAUUUUACCGAAUGAGUAUUUGGAAACAUUAAGAGCACUUCAAGAUAAGUGUUUGACUCGAGAGAAGGGUGAAUUGAAGCGGUUAUUUCUGGAGGAUUUUGGUGUGCCCCAUACAGAGAUAUUUGAAAGUUUUGAUGAGGAACCCAUUGCUGCUGCGAGCUUAGCACAGGUGUACCAUGCUAAAACCAAAGAUGGGAGAGAAGUUGCUGUGAAGGUGCAGUAUAUAGAUCUCCAAGAUCGCUUUAUUGGUGAUGUUUCAACCAUCAAACUGUUGCUGAAAGUAGUUGGAUUGAUGCAUCCAAACUUUGAUUUUGAGUGGGUUCUUGAGGACCUACGAGAAACUCUGGAACAGGAACUUGACUUUAUUAAUGAAGGCAGAAAUUCAGAACGCUGUGCAAAAGAUCUCUCCAAGUUCUCAUUUGUUUAUGUACCUCAAGUUCUGUGGAAUUUGAGUACCAAGAGAAUUCUGACUACAGAGUUCAUCCAUGGUACUAAAAUCAGCAAUGUUGACUCAUUAAGGAGAGAGGGUUUCUCAUUGGCCGAAAUUGACAGGAAGUUGUUCCGAGCAUUUGCUGAACAGAUAUUCCAUACAGGAUUUGUGCAUGCAGAUCCACAUCCUGGAAAUGUGCUUGUUAGGAAGGCUGCGGAUGGGAAAGCAGAGCUUGUUUUGUUGGAUCAUGGCCUCUACGAGUAUCUACUGCCCUCUGUACGCCAACCCCUCUGUCGUCUAUGGAAAGCAAUUGUUAUGAAUAAUCAUUUCGACAUGAGGACUCAUGCACGUGACUUAGGUGUGGAAGACUAUUGCCAACUAGUUGAAAUUUUAACACAGAGACCGUUGAAUGUCAGUAUCAAAUUUAAGACAAGAUUAAGUGAAGAAGACAUAAUGUACAUGACAGAAUUGGCACGUCGUAGGUUUGAUAAAGUUAUGGAAGCUCUUCGUUCCAUGCCAAGAUCCAUGUUAUUAGUCAUUAGGAACUUGAAUACUGUACGAGCUAUUGCUAGAGACCAUGGGGAUCCUGUAGAUCGGUAUGUCAUGUUGGCUCGUAGUGCAUCCCAGGGACAGUUCCUGUCAGAUCAGGCUGGAGUACUUCAGAGGAUGUCUGCAUUCAGAGAUCUCCUCUUCUUUGAAUUUAUGCUAUGGUACCUUGGUGCAAAAGUGCGAUUCAUUCAGCUGUAUUUCAUGGUGCUACGAUUUGUGGGAAGGGCCCCUGAUGUAUCAACUCUUAUGAUACAAUAGAUCCAUUUAAUUCAUUAUUGAAAAUCAGGAGUACCAUAACAGUAGCAAUGAUUUCACAAUACCUUGGUACUCAAAUUCCAUAGGACUUGUGGUACAUAAAUGAGAACUCUGAAUUUCUGCCUUCAUUAAUAAAGUCAAGUUCCUGUUCCAGAGUUUCUUGUAGGUCCUGUAAGGCACACACAAAGAUAUUGCGUUCACUUUCAGGCUGCUGUGAAUAUUGAACUCAAUAUAUUGCUCUUCACCAACAGCUGAAUCUGUCAAACUGAGAAUUUUGUAAUAAAGAAUGAAAAAGAUAACAUAA
Molecule: messenger RNA, 2405 nt
Organism: Cryptotermes secundus
Lineage: Eukaryota; Metazoa; Arthropoda; Insecta; Blattodea; Kalotermitidae
Gene: Adck5
Exons: 13
Coding region: 374-2104 (576 amino acids)
Source: RefSeq, a predicted model, not a curated record